Molecule: messenger RNA, 3507 nt
Organism: Stegostoma tigrinum
Lineage: Eukaryota; Metazoa; Chordata; Chondrichthyes; Orectolobiformes; Stegostomatidae
Gene: lrit2
Product: leucine-rich repeat, immunoglobulin-like and transmembrane domains 2
Exons: 3
Coding region: 1016-2623 (535 amino acids)
Molecular function (GO): protein binding
Source: RefSeq, a predicted model, not a curated record
GCUCAUCUGAUGCUGCUUGGCCUGCUGUGUUCACCCAGCUCUACACCUUGCUAUCCCAAUGUUCCAGAGAUGAAGUGAAUUGUUCUAAGCCGCUAAAACCACUACCUAAAGUUGAAAUUACAAUCGGGAUUACAUUCCAAAAGUACUUAGUUAACUACAAAGCGCUUUGGGAGCUUUUUGACUUUAGUUAGCGUUUGCAACAAUUCCUAAACAUCUCCAAAAAGGAACUAAUAUUAUAGAGAAUAAACUGUCAAUAAUACGAUUUCAUAAUUCUGUUACUGAUCAUUCGUAUCUUGUUCCGCUUCUGUAGAAGGAUACACUAUAAAUAAUGUGCAUGUAUGUAUUGAUUAAAGCAAAACUCUGGGGAUGUUAGAAAUCUGAAACAGAACACACUGGUGAAACUCAACAGGUCUGGCUGCGCCUGUGGAGAAGGGGACAGAUUUAACGUUUGUUGUCUAAUAUGACUCUUUACGACAAGGAUAUAGCCCCCGUCCCUCUGAUCGCAUUUAUCUGAAAGCAGGUCACCGUAACGUACAUUUGAAAAACGAACAGGAGCAAACAGGUACGGCUUAGAGUUGAAUUUAGCAGCUUAGAUUUAUCGUAUUUAUUUCAGAUUAAAGCUAAGAAGUCGGGAUGAAUUUCGUUUACAAAUUGCUUUUGUAACACCUCGAUUUGUAAUAAUCGACUAAAAUAAACACUGAUACAUUCCAUUAAAAUAUGCAAUCGGAUUCGGUUCUGAGGAAAAAGGCCAGUUUUCUCUGGAGAAUGAGAGUGGGACUUUAUCAUGUUUUCUCUCACACAUCUUGCCAUCCGCCCAACCCAAGGUUGCGUCAGGCAGGAUUACCGUUGAUGUGAUUCGAUAUAAUCCCAAACUGUGGACUGGUCUGGUGUGAAGCCAAACGCUUUGCCUGCGUUGAAGCAACCAUGGACCUAAUUUGGAAUAUGUUCUGUCUUCUCCUGGUCUGUUGUACUAAAGCAACAGUUGCUUCCUGUGUGUCAGAAUGUUCUUGUAGGAAUGACAGCUUUGGAAGGUGAGAGAAGUUUGAUCUGCAUGCCUUCCUCUUUGCAAAGAAUACCCGAGGAUAUCCCACUCGACGUCAGAAAGAUCCGAAUCGAAAACUCCCAUCUGGCAGAAUUACCUCGCGGUGCAUUCUCCAGAAUCCGUGCCUUGGAAUACCUGUGGCUGAAUUUUAACCAGAUCGCACUCAUGCAUGUGAAGAGCCUGCAACAUUUGCACCAUCUGUCCGAGCUGAGGCUGCAAGGGAACAAACUGCGUUCAGUACCAUGGACAGCUUUCCAGGAAUGCCCAGCUUUGAAGAUUCUGGAUCUGAAGCACAAUCGACUGGACGUCCUUCCAGAAUAUGCGUUGAGAUAUCUCACCAACCUGACCUAUCUGGACAUAUCCUUCAACCAGCUCACGGUGAUUUCUCGAGAUGUGUUCUUGAACUGGCCGGUUUAUCAGAGAACACAGCAGCCUCGGGAUCAGGGGAGCAGUAAUUCCAACGCGGUACUGUCUCUUCAUGAUAACCCCUGGCUCUGUGACUGCCGCCUUAAAGGCUUUGUGCAAUUUAUCAAAUCCAUCAGCCCCCGUUUGAUUUUGAUGAAUUCCUACCUAUCCUGUUCAGGCCCGGAGUCCAGGGCCGGGAAAUUUUUCUACGAGGUGGAACUAAAGAGUUGCUUUAAGCCAUUGGCAACGGCCGAGAUCACGAACGUCAGCGUUCCACUUGGAGAGGAGGUUCAUUUAUUUUGUGAGGCAAAAGGAAAUCCUACCCCCACGGUGUGGUGGACAAAUGGUGGGAAGAUCAUUCGGAAGUUUAAUGUGUCUGUCACAAAUAUUAAUGAAGAGACAGUAAAGUCAGAAUUGGUGAUUCCAUCAGCUCACAGUAUGACUGAAGGAAGUUACAUCUGCAUUACUACCAACUAUCUUGGAAACUCAUCCGUGCAGAUCCUGGUGAACAUUUUAACUUCAGAAACUUUACCUGGCCCAUCAUCCUUGUCCCCUACACCUUUGGAAGAAGAGAAUGUUUAUAUUGAUGUUAGGAUUGCAAAGCAAACAGUCUAUGGCAUAACACUAGAGUGGUAUGCAGCAACUCAGAACCCUGCUGAGACUUGGUACACCCUGCACUUUGGGAAAUUUGAAGACACUAAAAAGGAAAUGAUUUAUAUUGGACCAGGAGUAAAUACUUACUCUGUUAAUGAUCUCUUCCCAGCAACAAAGUACACGGUGUGUGUUACACUGAGGAAUCAGCCUCCAAAGAGAGGUCAAUGCAUUAUAUUUGUUACAGGCAAUGACAUCAGUGAACUGGAGCAAAGGGAGAAACUCAUUCACAUUAUAGUCAUUGUUUGUGCCAUGGUUUUGACAGUACCAGCUGGAAUGUACGCGUGUACAACAGAGACACGUUUCAGCUGCUUUGAUAAAUGCAGCAAGUUUUGUCGAAGACAAAGACGAGAGAAAACACUGAAAACAAGAGCACAGGAUGUCACCUUUGACAGCCUGCAGACAGGUAGCGACGCUGAACUCUGUAACAGAAAUUCCAAAGAAGACAGGAGAAGACGUAAAAAACCAGAAGACAAAGCCCACAAGGUCAAAACAGAGCACAAAAAUACAGAUGAAUUAUAUUAAACAGAACUGAUAUUUGAUAUGCUUUAGUCAAAAUUUAUUUAUCCACCAGUGAAUAUUUUGUAAUUGGGGGUGAAUGCCCAGACUACAUUGAACAUCUGUUGGCAAUGUGGCACAGUUAUUGUGGUCCUUGUUAAAGCAUCUGUUAUUGCCAUUUACAGAUACAUUCUAGGCAUUCAGAUUGAUAGUCACAAACAAGAAGAGAAAAAAUCUUAGCUGAUCUCUGGGGGAAUUAGAAGUGUUGCCUUUAGGAAAAGUGGAGGGAGAAGGUGGAUACAAUUUUAUCAGGGUACGUGGAUACGAUAAAAACUCACUUUAAAGUUUUGUGUCUAACGUUUGGAAUUAAUAUUGUAAACUAAUAGAGACACUUACAUCAAGCUGGAAAGCAGAGAAUUGUCAAGUUAAUUGGAGAAUGGGUUUCCCUCCAGUAAUACCAACUAAGGAACAGGAAGAUGUGGGAUGAAAAAUGCACAGCAGUGUCACUGAUGAGGGUUUGUGGUUAUAACACAAUAGGUUUACACACACAAUUUCUGUAACGAGAGUGGGCAUAGAAAUUCAUAAUGGAAUGAAUGCACAUGUAAGAUUUUUGAUAUUAUUUCUAGGUAUAUUCAUUGCAUAUUAAUAUUUUCUAUCAAACGAUUUACUUCACUACUGCCAUUGGAUCCUGUUUCGCUUAGCUUGUUUUCACAGAAAGCCAGUUUGUCAAAUGCAGCUAGAAGGAAAUUAAUUCAAAACACAAUCUUACUUUUCCUAGUUAAUGAAAAAUAUUCACAAAGAUGAGAAUUUCUGGAUAUUUUAUGGUUGCUCAAGAUUAGCAAAAUAACUAUCAAAAUCAAUUGUUAAUGGUAUAGUUGUAAAUUAUCAAAGUACUGUAUUAAUAAAGAUGG